AUGACACUAUCAGUAGUACCAUCAAAACCGAAACGAUAUUAUUUACCAUUAUCAUUAUCAUUUGAUGAUGCUGAAUAUCGCUACAAACGAUGGCAAUAUGAUAUUAGGCAACAAUUGUGCGAAUCGAAUAUUGCGGAUUUACGGUAUUUCGAUGCUGAAUUGUUCGUACAUACUACAACGCUUCAUCCAACAAUGCACACACAACAACAUUUUGCCAAAAAUCAGUAUGACAAUUUGUUAUCACAAAAGGAAAUGUCAUUGCCAUUCUUAAGGCUUACCAAUGGUAAUAAUAGGUUGAAACAAACGGAAAGCAUUCCAAAACAAACAUUGCCGCAGCAAUUGUCCAAAGUUUCUCGAUCUUUGACAUUAACUUCUAGUAAUGGGGAACAAAUGUCCCAAAAAUAUCGCCAUGAACGAUUGAAAAAUAUAAAACCUAAGAAAAUCUCGAAAAUUUUGCUUGCAACAAAGCAUAUCAGUUUGUUAUCAUCACGACAUGAAACUGAUGACAAUGAAACAGACUUCGUGGAUACAGAUUAUAAUCGGAAUCAUAAUACGAAUUCGGAAAUAAGAUCGCCUACAAUGAGAAAUUCCAAUCGUUUCAUCGAGCAUCGUCUGAAGACAACAUUUGUGACAUCGGCGGAAAAAAUGAAACACGUCUUUUAUCGGAAUCCAAAAUUGGUUGGAAGUCCAACAACGUUAAAUGAUCAUAAUUAUAUUCGGAGGUUGCAGUAUUCAGUAAACUAUUUUACUGAUGAUGACAGUGAUGUAAGCUACGUUUGA
Messenger RNA from Loa loa (African eye worm), 780 nucleotides. RefSeq lists its product as hypothetical. The record is from RefSeq and is a predicted model, not a curated record. NCBI's taxonomy places the organism in Eukaryota, Metazoa, Nematoda, Chromadorea, Rhabditida, Onchocercidae. The coding region runs from base 1 to 780 and encodes 259 amino acids. The transcript has 6 exons.